This is a messenger RNA of Acanthopagrus latus (yellowfin seabream), 6337 nucleotides long. It is a transcript of the gene slc1a8a, whose product is annotated as solute carrier family 1 member 8a. Gene Ontology annotation, biological process: L-glutamate transmembrane transport. The record is from RefSeq and is a predicted model, not a curated record. The transcript is spliced from 13 exons. Gene Ontology annotation, molecular function: neutral L-amino acid transmembrane transporter activity; glutamate:sodium symporter activity; L-glutamate transmembrane transporter activity. Gene Ontology annotation, cellular component: plasma membrane. The coding region runs from base 33 to 1763 and encodes 576 amino acids. NCBI's taxonomy places the organism in Eukaryota, Metazoa, Chordata, Actinopteri, Spariformes, Sparidae.
CAGAGACACCGAGAGGAGGACGAACCGCAGACAUGGAGGAGCUUCUGUUACCGGGCGCAGAGGAGGAGGCCCGAUCCGAACACAGCUCGUAUGUUCCGGGAGACGCGGAGAAGACGAUGUGGGGCCGAGGGAAGACUUUCCUCCGGGUGACGGUGAAGGACGAGCUGUGGGGGACCGUCCGGGACUUCUUAAAGAGGAACGGGCUGCUGACGCUGUCGGUGAUCGCGGUGCUGACCGGCUGCACGCUGGGCUUCAUGCUGCGAGGAACCCAGCUGUCCACACAGGCAAAGAUCUACUUCUCGUUUCCUGGCGAGCUGCUGAUGAGGAUGUUGAAGAUGCUCAUCCUUCCUCUCAUCACGUCCAGUUUGAUGUCCGGUCUGUCGUCGAUGGAGUCGAAGGCGUGCUGUCGGAUGGGCGUCCUGACCGUCACGUACUACCUGUGGACCACCUUCAUCGCUGUGGUGGUCGGCAUUUUGCUCGUCAUCAUCAUCAAGCCCGGCGUCGGGACGGAGAUGGACAGUAACCGGCUGGGCGGCGGGCCCGUCAUGACCUCGGCCGACGCCCUGCUCGACCUCAUCAGGAACAUGGUUCCCUCCAAUCUCAUCGAGGCCACGUUUCAGCAGUACAAAACAGACCUGAUUCCCAUCCUCAAAGUCCCGACCAGAACCAUCCAGCCCAACUUUGUCUAUGUGGUCCCAGAUGACAGCGACCCUAAAGGUCGGACGGUGUACCUGGAGCUGACCCCGCCUCCGGAGAUCAUGUACAAGACGAGUCCCGGCAGCAGCCAGCAGAUGAACGUCCUCGGCAUCGUCAUCUUCUCUGCCACCAUGGGUCUGCUGCUGGGCAGGAUGGGAGAGCGAGGAGCUCCUCUGGUCAACGUCUGUCAGUGUAUCAACGAGUGCGUCAUGAAGAUCAUCAACGCCGCCGUCUGGUACUUUCCAUUCGGAAUCAUCUUCCUGGUGGCAGGAAAGAUCCUGGACAUGCAGGACCCGAGCACGCUGGGGAAGAAGCUGGGCUGGUACGGCAUCACCGUGCUCGCUGGCCUCUUCGUCCACGGACUCAUCCUCCUCCCGCUGUUCUACUUUAUCCUCACCAAGAAGAACCCCUUCUCCUACAUCCGAGGGCUGCUGCAGGCCAUGGUGAUCGCCUUGGCCACCUCCUCCAGCUCUGCCACGCUGCCCAUCACCAUGAAGUGUUUGUUGGAAAACUGCCACGUUGACCGACAGAUCGCCCGCUUCGUCCUCCCUGUGGGCGCCACCAUCAACAUGGACGGCACGGCGCUGUACGAGGCAGUGGCGGCCAUCUUUAUUGCUCAGAUCAAUGACUAUGAGCUGGACUUUGGACAGCUGGUCACCAUCAGCAUCACAGCUACAGCUGCUAGCAUCGGUGCAGCAGGGAUUCCUCAGGCCGGUCUGGUUACCAUGGUGAUCGUACUGACAUCAGUGGGCCUGCCGCCAGAUGACAUCACGCUCAUCGUGGCCAUCGACUGGAUCCUCGACAGGUUUCGGACCAUGAUCAACGUCCUGGGCGACGCUCUGGCAGCUGGAAUCAUCGCUCACCUCUGUCGGAAAGAUUUCCCCCUCAGCGGAGAAGGAAAGCCGGUUCCGUCUUACGGUACGCAGACUCCUCACAACAACUCCCACAGCGUCGACGUGCCGAUGACGGAGAUGCACACUCACAAAGACUGCAUGUUCGAGGCGAUGGGCGACUCAGUGAGCGAGAGGAACGCACACACCGUCUACUACAACAUCUGUCAGGUGUGACCGGUCCGAACAGAGCGGCUCGAGUCCGGGAGAGUCGGGUCAGAUGGAGCGUGGAGAAGAGAUGGACUCUGUGGAAACAGAACUCGAAUCUUCUUCUGAACAGGACGGGACAGCGAGCAGCAGAGUCCAGGCUCAGUUUCACAUCAGCACCAGGACGUUUGGACAGGAGCUUCUUCUGACACUCACUGGCGACCACGACAUCUUUGUAAUGAAGAACAUCAACACAAACUAGCAAGACAGCCUGGAUCAAAAAGAGGAGGAUUUCACUCAAUAUCAAAGACUGACGCCAAAAAACGUGAUGAACAGGAGGCUGAUCUGCACCAGAGGAUUAUGGGUAUAUGAAUCCUGGGAGAACCUGCAGGUUCCUCAUCUGGUCUGAACACUUCUCAGAACCUGCAGAGAGGAAGUUACAUCAUCUGCUGGUUCAAAGUAAUAAGAGAGUUUUUAGACUUUAUCAUUGAUUAAAAUGUCAGCUGUUCAUGAGCUGCAACAAGGAAACCAGCAGCACCUGGAUCAUCACCUGCCCGUCAGCAUUCAGACUUUAAAGCACUCAGAAAUCUGCCAAAUCUGGACUGUUUUUCAAAAGAUAACAGAGACGGUUUAAGGAACCACGUCGGAUCACGCUGGGUGAAUUUAAUAACUCUGCAGUAAAAUCAACACUGAUCAGUUUGGAUCUCAAACAUCUGCAUCCUGAAAAGUCCACAGACAGUUUUAUGUGGUUUAUCUUGGACGAGCGUCUUCGUGCUGCUGUUGGUUCUGAAACACUUCCCUCCACAGGUUUCACUCUCUCAGGUGUUUCUUUGUAACAAACCUUCGACUGAACUCUGCAUUUGAUUGGCUGGUGCUCACUCUCUCCUGUGCUCAGACUGGUUGAAGGGUUAAAGGGUAAUCCGUCCAAUCCAAAUCCAAGUGCUCUUCAUCCUGCAGACUCACUCUUCUUCUUCCUCUUCUGUUUGUAUUUGACAGCAUGCUGGCAUGCGUUCUAACUGGCUUCAUUUGAAGUCCACGUGCAUUAUUUUCUUCUUGUUGUUGUUUUUACUUGAUCGUUGCAAAGUAAACAAAGUGCUGUAGGGAUUAUGGGAAUUUGACCAAUGUCAAUGCAGCUAACGUGAACAGAUGCUAGCUCUGGUUCAGUUUGUCUCAUGCCUCUUGUCGGUCUACAAAAAGCUCAGAAUGGAUUAUGUUACCUUCCAGUGAUGAACUGAUCGUGUGAGGAGUCACAGAACUGAACGUCUUCUCCACGAUAAGUCGUUCUCUUGCCAAUCAAGCAUCUGACAUGUUUCUGAGAUGAUGACAAAUACACACAGUUCAUUACAUUAGAUUUGAUCAUUUAUCUGCAGAAAGUGUCAAGUUGAUUUUCACAGAGAGCUUAAAAAACUCAAACCAACAGGAGUUCUUGAAGAUGAUCUGAUUUGUUCAGGAUGGAUUCAAAUUCUCUGUUAAUGUCACACGAUGUGUAUGUUACAUGAUCUGUAGUUAAGUGGCUGGAAGACAUGGAAGACAUGAGCUCACUUAUAACAAAUGUUUUUUUUAUCUUGUUGGUGAAGUGCCCCUUGAACUUCUCUCUGAUCAGCUAGUUGUGUGUUUUCAGUAGACCUGCCUUAAUCUCACUGAUCACUCUGUCGCUGUUUUAAUCCACGAACCUCAACGUUCCUCUGCCAACACACCACGUCAGCCGGACAAGCACCACACAAUCACACUCCAUCAUGUACUGCACAUACUUCUGCUGUUGUUUUUUAUAUGAUGUGUUUUUGGAUUAUGUGUAAUUAUUGUUUAUUUGUAUUUGAAAAUAAACACUGUUAAUAUUCUCCCUGUGAUCCUGUGUUUACAGUGCUCAGCGAGAUCCAGGAUGUGUUUAGCCUGGCUUAGCAUCAAGACUGGAACCAGGUGGAAACUGUCACAAACAAACAGCUGAUCCUCCCACAGGGAGCUGAAGCCACGCCCCUUUCUCAUGGGACCUUAUUUCAGAAAAAAACCUUAAUGACACAAAUCAAACAUGAUCAUUAAAUGAUUAAUCUCUCCAUUCACCACCACAGAGAGGUUUUAUCCAUAGACAUGUGAACAUAUAUUUAUAUAUGUCUGGUUUUAUCAAUAAGGUCCAUGGGGGACCAGAGGGGGCGGGGCUUCGGUGCUGUAAAGAAAUGACGUAUUUUCAGUCUAAUAUUUCUUCAGUUUUAUGACUGAAACUUUCUCAAUUUGGAAAAUUAUCUUAAAAAUAAUAAUCAUGUGUGAAUGGUGCCACGGUUCAAACUGGGUCCAAACGGUCGGUCUCCUCCUUCUCGGACGGAACAAUGCGAGCCGUCCCGCCAUUUUGACACUGUUCUCCCUCCGCUCUUCUUGUCCCGCUGGCCUGUAAUGGACCCGGCCGAUGGUGCAGGUGUGUGUAUGUGACACAGGUUGGCUGGAGGAGACAGGUGUGCGCGCAGGUAAAAUGUCCGGCUGACAGAAGCUGCUGCGGGGCUAACGUUAGCUAACUGCGAGCUAGUAGCCUGCGAUUCUCAAACGAGUAGAGGUCGAGCUGUAGCACAGGAGGCACUACCUGUUGUGUGACUGUAUAUAAUCACAGGAAAGGCUUCAUCUCAUCUCAGCCGCUGUCUGACUUCUUAGUUAACUCAAACUGAAGGCGGUCUCUCAUUUCCGCGCAGAGCUUCACGCUGGCAGCAGGCCGGCGGUCAGCCCGGCGACCAGCAGCAGGUUGUUUUUGGCCCAUGAGGCGAUUUUCUCCAGGCAGCCGAUGGUGAAGACGUCCUGACGGGCCGAACGCUCCUCCAGCUGCUGCAUCCCGUAACCACACAUGGUGUUCAGCACCGUCUGCAGAGGAAACAACACGCCACUGAGAAGUGAGAAAUGUUUAUGGCCCUUUUCUUUGUGAAUGGAAGUGAUCAGCAGAACGUAGUUUUGGUUCUGACCUGGUUCUGUAGUUGCACACAGCAGGAGAAGGGAACUCCACAGGCCUCCAGGCUGGGGUUGGUGUCUGAACACUUGAAGUAGACGUUGUGGGACCAGUCCUUGUAGCUCUCCACUCCACAGCACUGAAACUGAAACACAGCGAACCAUCAGUACAGCACCAACAAGCCCGACGGUCCUCCGUCACCGGGUCAUCUCAGACACGGAUCACUCUGCUGCUUCUUCACCUUCUUCUGGAUGAAGUCGAUGGCGUUCUCCAGGUCCUGGUCCUCCCUGUAGAGGACAAUGGCCUUCGUCAUCAGCUUCUCCGUCCUCUCCAUCACCUGAACAAAAACAGCAUCAUUGGUUCAGAGAAAGUCACCCGGCUGCAGGAAGUGAUGUCUACAUUUCUUUUAUGUUUGCUGAUGUCAUCAGUGUGAGGUCACCUUGUCAGUGAAGAGAUAUCCCACAACUCCAGCAGCGAUCUGCAGGAGGAGGAUGGCCGUCAGGAUCCCCAGAAACUACAGGAACCAAACACAUGACCUGAACAGUCAGAGCUCGGCAGCAUCGAUCAAUCAACAUGUAACACUGAACCCUGGAGAUAUCAGAGCUCAGUGAUCAACUGAUCAGCGAUCAAUCAUACCGUCUUCAGCAGGCAGGUGGCGUUACGUAGCGCCCCGAAACAGCCGAGGAACGUGAUGAGAAACAUCACGGAGCCGACGAUGAUCAACAGCAGAGCUGGAUCCAAUGUCAGGAUCCCCACUGCUGUGAGGACGGCGCUCACAACCUGCAGAGUCACAGAGUCACAGGUGAUGAUGAAGCAGACAGAAGGUUCUCUUUUUAUGAAGUGAGGCUAACAGCUCCCACCUGCCUCCAGUCUUUGUGCUAAGCUAGGCUUAACACAUCCUUGACUUGAUGUCAAUAACUCUGCAUUAGGACGACAACACUGUGCUGAAACUGUGUCGGUGCAGGCGUGUCUCUACAGGUACAGGUGAGAAGAUGAAAUACUGAACUUGACGAUGUGCUGACCCACAGAACAAGACGCUGUCAGUGCACAGAACCACUUCCAAGAAAAGUCUGAGGAAUGUAAAGUUAUAAUGUCUCUUUGUCUGUGAGUUACAUGUCAGUGACCUGUUUCCAUAAUCAUUGUUAAAUGAUGGAAGUCCAGUUCUGCCAGAGGAGUUCUGGAUGAUAGAGUCCAACUAGUCGUGUUCAGUCAGUGUGAUCAGAUCAGAUAUUUAUUACAAUGAUACGAUAGAUGAAUAGAUAGAAUUAUAAUUUUAUAACAACAUGUCAACAUUUACAAUUUAAAAAAACAAAAAAAAAACCAAAAUGCAGCAGGGUGAAAUGAAAGAGUUUGUUCUCUGACUUUGAGAUCAACAGGAAAAGAAACCAGAGUUUGCUGAUUGUGUCUCUCUGAGGACCUGAGAUACUAGUUUCAUGUGGGCGUGUUGACUUUGUUUUGAGUCUGAGGGCGACCUGCUGGAAGCUGUGACACGUCUGCUGCGUUAGAUAGAAAACAGGCUUUAAAUCACAUACAGAUGAAAUUUGUGCCACAUUUGGAUGUAAAUUUGACUCGUCUGACUUUCUUUCUUAUAAUUCUGACUUCAUUUCUUUUAAUCCUGAUCGACUCUCUCAAAAUUGAACUUUAGCUCCUGAUAGAAAUAAACCUCCAUUAAAAAAAUCUG